Molecule: messenger RNA, 1529 nt
Organism: Drosophila innubila
Lineage: Eukaryota; Metazoa; Arthropoda; Insecta; Diptera; Drosophilidae
Gene: Taf7
Product: transcription initiation factor TFIID subunit 7
Exons: 2
Coding region: 104-1456 (450 amino acids)
Biological process (GO): transcription initiation at RNA polymerase II promoter; RNA polymerase II preinitiation complex assembly
Cellular component (GO): transcription factor TFIID complex
Molecular function (GO): RNA polymerase II general transcription initiation factor activity
Source: RefSeq, a predicted model, not a curated record
ACCGCCACAAUAUUUCUACAACAGGUCCGGCAAAGCUGCGCAGCAAUUUGUUGAUAAUAUUUAUUAAGUUUUGCAAUAAAAUAAUUAAAUAAACAAGUGCGAAAUGUUUGAAAAGAAGAAGCAGGCUGAGCACAAGCCCCGGGAUGAUGGCGUUGAACUGGAGAAUCAAUUCAUAAUGCGUUUUCCCAAACACCUUGCCACUGUGGUGCAUGAAUCCAUACAAGCUGGGAAUAUAAAGGAUAGAUUAAAUAUACAAUUGGAUCAGGAUUUGCGUUAUGGAGAAGUGCGUUUGGAUGAUCAGUUGCUCUAUGCGAAAAUUGUUGACUUGCCGACAGUGGUGGAAAGUUAUAAAACCAUCGAUAACAAGAGUUUCUACAAAUCGGCGGAUAUUUGCCAGAUCUUAAUAUGCAAGGAGGAGCCGGAGGAUGAGACGGAGAAGGAGUCACCCAACAAGAACAAGAAAAAGGAUCCCAACAAGGUGGACAAGAAGUAUUUGUGGCCACAUGGCAUCACUCCACCCUGUAAAAAUGUACGCAAGCGAAGAUUUCGCAAGACACUGAAAAAAAAGAAUGUGGAGACGCCGGAAAUUGAGAAGGAAGUGAAGCAUCUGCUGCGCAUUGACAACGAAGCGGUGCGCGUGGAGUACGAGAUCAUCAACGAGGAGGAUAAGCCCCAUGAUGAGCUGGAUCAAUCAGAUAUAAAGCCAUAUAACGAAGCCGAUGACGAUUUGCAGGAUGAUACCAUGCAUCCAAGUGAUAAGAUUAACAAUGAGAGCGCCUCACAGCGUGAGAUUAAUGUGGAGUCCGAUGACGAUGAGACGAGCAACUUUGAGACACAUCGUGCCCCCAAUAUGGGCGUGGCUGCCCACGAUAUAUUCGGCGAAGAAGUGUCCACAACGGAUGACGAGGAUGAGCCCGCCAUGGCGGGAAAUCAAUCACGACAGCAGCGUCACGAGCUGGAGGAAUCCUCACGCCUGUCCGCCGAUGAUUCACGCAUGUCAGACUUCUUUGGCGCCAGCAGCAGUGGUGGAGUCAAUCCCAGUGGUAGUGGCAUCAAGAUGGAGCACAAUGAGUUCAGCAAAUCCAUGUUUGGACGGGAACAGCGAGAGACCAGCAGUCCCAAGCUCAGUGCAGCCGGUUCCAGCUCAAAUCUGGCUGCUCCCAGCGGAUUCUAUGACAACGCAAUGCUGACGAAGCGUGAGGAGUUUGAGAACUUAGAGUUUAUGGAUGAACCACAACCACAGUACACACAGCAGCAGAUUCACGAGAAGAUCAGCCAACUGACACGGCAAAUUGGCGAACUGAAGGCUCAGCAAUCUCAGAAAUCCACCGAAAUUGCCUCUAUUCAGAAUGCCACACUCAAACAGCGAAUGCAGGAAACACUUGAUAAUCUCUACACUCAGGUUAUCGAACGGGAAUUGGAGCUUAAGGAUUUCGAAAACAUGCUUGAGCAGUAAAGGAUUAACAAAAAAAUAUAAAUAAGCCUUAAAUAAGUCUAGAAUUCAUACAUGUGUAAAAAAAAUCAUAAAC